CAUUCAGGCGUGCGGGACUCGAGAAUCCUCGCCGGUCUUUAGUUCUCUGGUAGAAGAGAAGAAAGACUGGGGCUCACUCAGGUGCUGUCUCACGGAAAGUCCUCAAUGUUCACAUUUAUUUAGGAAUUUUAAUUAUUUUGGGUAGCCUCUGUAGAUGACCAGAAUGUCCUUUCAUCAAAAUCUACUAUAUCUGUGUUAUAUAAGUGUUCUGACAAUUGGAUUAGCUUCCGCGAAAUUAAAACGAGGAUAUUAUCCCAACCUGAUAGACUUCUGUGCUAACGAUGAAGUGUAUGUCGGGAUUCCGUGGAACUGUCACGGAUACCUUCAUUGCCAGAAUGCCAACGGCUUAAAGAUGCCCUUCUGGAUAGACUGUCCGGCCUCGCUAUAUUACAACUAUGGCAGCAAAACGUGCACCUGGCCGCAGAACGUCAGCAAACCGUGUCCAAGUACCGGGGACGUGGUGAUGUCCUUCUGUCCCGACUACCCGGCCGUGCAGGUGUUGCACCCCACCCAGUGCGCCCAGUUUUACGACUGUAGCAACAUGAACAGUCUGCCAAACCAGCCGGCCUACCUGAACGAGUGCCCCUACCCCAAGCUGUUCAACGAUCAAACCCUCAGGUGUGAAGACUACGCCUCGGUGGACUGCGGUGACAGAGCGGAACCUCUCUCCCCCUGUGAUUACGUCAGACACCAGUGUUCUGGACCGGGCUGCACGCCAUGUACCGAUCUGAUACCCGGAUGUGAGGGUGUUCCGAAUGGGCCUACGUCAUAUCAAGGGAGACUACUCACCAAGUUUUAUUUGAUGUGCAAAAACAACAAGACAGAGAGCAUAGAGAUCUGCCGGGACGGGGUCUUUGACCCAGUUCUGGGCCGGUGUACCCGGGAGGUCGACCCUCGCGCAGUUGACAUUCUGUGUACCACGAACCCUUUCGCAAGGAUGGAACAUCCGGGUGAUUGUACAAAGUACUUUGACUGCCGAGACAAGAAUCAGAUGAUCAAGGAAUGCACCUACCCAAAGCUGUACUCCCCCACCCAACAGGCGUGCCUGGACUUCCAGGAUGUCCAGUGUAACGGCCGGAGGGAGUACAAGGCCCCCUGUGAUUACAAGGCGUAUCAGUGUACGGGGGCUAACUGUCCGGUAUGUGAACUAGAGCACCCAAGCUGUGAGGGACUGCCCGACGGUAAGAACGCCUUCCUGGGGCGUGAACAGACCCCCUGGUACAUCGAGUGUCUCGGCGAGAGAACCAUCAACAUGCUGACCUGUCCAGGCCAGAACAUCUUUGACCCUGUCGAGAGACGGUGCUUAGGAGAAGAUAUCGCUCCGACUCUUUUCCCGGACAAGGCUCCAUAUGACCCAGAAGAGGUGGCGAUGCAGGCCAUCAAAGGUAUUCCACCUAUGAUAAAUAUCGACGGACAGAGACCACCACCCCCAAACAUGCGAAACCCACCAAAUCCCGUGAGUCCAGCCAAUCCCAUGUUUCCAACAAAUCCCAGGAAUUCCAGGAAUCCCGUGAGCGGUCAGAUGCACCCGAUGUGUGUAGGGAACGAAGGACUGCUAAUCGCCGACCCUAACAACUGUGCCCGCUACUUCAACUGCUCUAGUUUAGCUGUUAGGUACGAGGGAUUUGAACUGAACCAAGAUGAAUGUCCUUAUCCGCAGCUAUUCUCGAUAGAAACUGGAUUCUGCGAGGACUUUCCGGAAGUCAACUGCAAAGGCCGAUUUGUCCCGAAAGCACCAUGUCAAUACUUAAAUUCCCAAAGAAACUGCAACGGACCAAUGUGCGCCCUGCCGUGUGAAGAAAGGUCGCCAUCUUGUGAAGGGAUGCGAGACGGAAAUAACACAUUCAUUGGAAGAGAGUUGUCCCCCUUUUAUAUUUCUUGUUUCAAGGAGAGAACCUUGUCGGUAGGAAUUUGCCGAUACGGAGUAUAUGAUCCAAACUUACGAUUCUGUACCACCGAACUGGAUCCAUACUCAGUCGACACUUUCUGCACCGAGCGCCCGACGAAGAUUUUCCCCCACAUCGCUAACUGUGCCAGGUACUAUAACUGUAGUGCUAUGAUGAAGGACCCGGUGCUGGGCCGAUAUCUCCGGGAAUGCCCCUUCCCCCAGCUGUUUAACAUCGAGAGUCUGAGCUGUGUGCCGCGCGAGGCGGCCAACUGUAGGUGGCGCUAUGAACCGAAGGAUCCCUGCGAAUGGAAGAAAAACCAACAUUGCGAGGACCCUAAUUGUGUCCCCUGCGCUGUUCGGUAUAACGGCUGCCGACAAAAACCGGACGGAAACCAUGCCGUUCCUAACAAUAACUUUGAAUACUUGCAAUGCCAGAACGGCAAUGUACUGAGUAUUAGAUCAUGCGCACCGAACACCUACGACCCAAUCAACGCAGAGUGCAGUAUGCCCGAGUACGACUGCAAGGGCCUCCCUGACGGCAGGAAUCCGAUGCCGGGGAAUGAAAUGGGCUACAUACUGUGCCAGAAAGAAAACUAUGCCGGCAAGGACACAUGCUCCCCAAAUUUCUACGACGCUUUGAACAGGAUAUGCCGACCAAGGGCCGACACCAUCUCUUGUGACGGACUCAGCGAUGGAAAUUAUCCUAUGCCGAAAACCAAUACCGAAUAUUUCGUGUGCGAAGGAAACGUUUUGGUCCAGUAUGGGUCCUGUAGUCCAGAUUAUUUUGACCCUGAACUCAGAAAAUGUACCACAACCUUAGCUAACAGAAACAUACCACGAGAAACCAACUUACAGUUACCCAGUGAAGUGAUACCAAGUAUCCCCACACCCCCUCCUCAGCUUACGCCUACAUCCAGAUCCAUCCCAAUCCUUUCACGAGAUAGACCAUCAAGGAAACUAGACUGUACCGGAAAACCUGACGGAUUCAACGUGGUACCGGGGUCGGCGACCGAGUUCUACAUCUGCAGUAACAAUGUAUUCCUUGGAUUUGAUACUUGCAAACCGUACAUCUUUGAUUUCGAACAACGAAGCUGUGCCGUUGCACCUUGCGCAGGAAUGCCGGAUGGGCCCACAGCUAUUCCCGGAAAUGACGUAUUUUUCAUUGUAUGUGAGAAUGAACUAAUGAGUCAGCUCCGGUCCUGCUCCCCGGGAGUAUUUAGCCCUGCCUUAAGACUGUGUGUCGAUAAAAGGAGCUCCCAGUUUAACCCAUCGGACCCCGUGGCUUUUUGCACAGAGAACCCAUUGGCGAUAAUGGCGCACCCAGAUAACUGUGCACGCUACAUAGACUGCACGAAUAGGAACUCUCGAAUUGGUCAGUACCAGCAUGAAUGCAGGUACCCGGAUCUGUUCGACAGCUACAACAACUCUUGUAAAUCCUACAGAGAAAUCAACUGUGGAACUAGACCAGAGCCAAAAGCGCCAUGCGAUUACAAAAUGAACCUCAUCUGUGAGAAUCCAGCCGGUUCCUGUCCCCCGUGCGAGGCAGAGCAUCCUAGCUGUAUCGGUAAGAGGGACGGACCCCAGGCCGUGCCCGGAAGAAAAAACUUCUUUAUGGAAUGCAUGGACGAGCGGACAAAAAGAGUGACUGAAUGUCCCGCCGUGGCGCCUAAUUUUGACCCGGCUCUUGGAUCAUGUGCCAUGGAGUUUGAUCCAUUGAACCCUAGUCCAUACUGUAAGGCCAAUCCGUCAGCUGUUGUCCCUCACCCUAACAACUGCCACCAGUACAUCGACUGUCGCCAGAUGAACACGCCCCUCGGAAACUACCUCCAGGAGUGUCCCUACCCUCUGCUGGUGUCAGAGAACGAUACCAACAGUGGCACGCCUUGCCAAUCUUUUGACCUUGUAAACUGUGGAAGGAGAUUGGAGCCAAAGAGCCCAUGUGAUUAUGAGUUCUCCCACAAACCGUGCACAGAGAUCGACCAACGGAAGUGUGUUCCGUGCAGUGUGCGCCUGCCCAGCUGUAGGAAUCUUCGUGACGGGACGCACCCACACCCCACCAUCCCCAACAAGUACUUGAUCUGUAAGAUGGAGAGGACACUCAGGGUCAUGACUUGCCUGAAGGGGGUGUUCGAUGAGGCUUUGAGGCAAUGUCGAGAGGUAGCGGAUUCGAGUAAUCCCGUAGCAUAUUGUCAAGCGAACCCGAAUGAGAGGCUUCCUGACUCAGAUAACUGUGCUCGGUUCUAUGACUGUUCGCUCCCCAACAGUAAAUAUGGCGCCUACGUUGACGAGUGCGAAUACCCAAAGCUCUACGACUCCGAGCUCAAGAGAUGUAGACCCUUCAUGCAGGUCCGGUGCGGCAGAAGAAGAGUGCCCAUUGAUCCGUGUGACUACAUCCAGAACGAGUUGUGUCCAGCCGGACAGACGACUUGUAAGCCAUGUAGGGAACGUAUCCCAUCAUGCAACGGGCUCCCGAACGGAAAUAACACGUACCCCGGGCAGCCAGGCGGGCCCCUGUACAUCACCUGCUUCAACGACAGAACCAUAUUUGUCAGAACCUGUGAAGCCGGCAUUUACGACCCAAUUGUCAAAUCAUGCGUCUCCAUUGCUUCCGAAAUUAAUCCAGCCAACCCGCGUGCAUUCUGUGACGCAAACCCAGGCGUCAAGGUGGCACACCCCAGAGACUGUUCAAAAUAUUUCGACUGUUCAAGGCCGAACGGAGACUACGGACGGUAUAUGUUUGAAUGCAAGUACCCGGAUCUGUUUGACCAGGUAUCCCGACGAUGCGAGGCCUAUAGCUCGGUAUCCUGUGGCUCCAGGGUCAUCCCUUUGAAUCCGUGUGAUUCUCUGCAGAACCAAUGUAGACCAGGGGAUCUGGCGUGUGUACCGUGUGCCGAGCGGCUGCCCUCGUGUGUAGGGCGGGAGAACGGCAACAAUACUUUCCCGGGAAGAGACAUGUCGGACACAUUCGUCAUUUGCUGGGAGGGGCGCACGGUCAGUGUGGAGACUUGCCCCGAAGGCUACUUCGACCCAAAGCAGAGGAAAUGUAGGACGGAAAUUGGAGCAGUUGCUAUACGGGCUUACUGCGAGGCUCAUCCCGGCGAAAUAAAAGCCAAUCCCGUGAACUGUGCCCAGUACUUUGACUGCGGAGAGGAGAGUAUCAAAGCACGCACGUUCCUCCGAGAAUGUCCGUACCCCCACGUAUUUGAUGACCAAUCCUCAACCUGUGUGAACUUUACCCUUGUUGAUUGUGGGAAGAGGAGAGAGUAUACUUCACCUUGUGACUAUUUGCAAAACCGUUGUCCGCCAUCAAAUCCCACGUGUAAACCGUGCAGUGAACGCCAUUUUGAUUGCUCCAAAUUAGUGGACGGGCUUCAUCCUACCAACAGUGAUGCAACCCGCGAUAGUUACGUCAUAUGUUUCCGGGGCAGAACCAUCGCCACAGAGAAAUGUCGGGAAGGUGUGUUUGACCCUGUGGAGAGGCGCUGUACGCGAUUAAGGUCAGGUGGUGCACUAGGACGCGUCACAGAUACCGGCUCACAAGGGAUGCUAGGACGCGUCACAGAUACCGGCUCACAAGGGAUGCUAGGACGCGUCACAGAUAAUACACAGACACGCCCAAGAGAGGGUUCACAAGGGAUGCUAGGACGCGUCACAGAUAAUACAGAGACACGCCCAAGAGAGGGUUCGCAAGGGAUGCUAGGACGCGUCACAGAUACUACACAGACACGCUCAAGAGAAGGAACUCAAGGAAUGCUAGGACGCGUCAGAGAGGCAACACAACUUACAGAAGACAUGGUUAAAAAGCACUGCACUGAAAAGCCCAAAGACAUUCUGCCCCACCCCCUCCAGUGCGCACAGUACUACGACUGCAGGCAAGCUAUCGGCGAUAGCCAUCUUAGGGAGUGUAGAUAUCCACAACUGUUUGACAUAACCACCAUGACGUGUAAAAACUUUAGUGACGUCACAUGCGGGGAUCGUCUAGAACCCCAAGCGCCUUGCGACUACCUACAGAACCACUGCGAGCAAAACUCUGCCAACUGUGUACCGUGUGAGGACCGUCUGCCAAGCUGUAUCAACCUUCCGGACAACAACAACCCGUACCCCGGGAAACUGGACUCGGAGUACUACAUCAAGUGUUACCGCAACCGAACCGUGUCCGUGGAGGCCUGUCAGGUGUCCAAGUACAACCCGGCCACGCGCCAGUGCUCGGAGAACGUGUCACCAGUGGUUUUGGGGAAAUUUUGCCGAGACAACCCGACGUCCAUCAUUCCUGAUCCUGAGAACUGUGGAAGGUACUAUAACUGCAGCGACCCCUCCACCGUCCAGGGUCUGAACAAGCCCUACCUCAGAGAAUGCACCUACCCCAAGCUGUUCGCCUCCCCCGCUGUCGGCUGCCAACUGUUCAUGAUGGUAGACUGCGCCAAGCGGAAGAAGAUACCCAUGUCUCCAUGCGAGUACGUAGAAAAUCAGUGUUUUGGAACAAACUGUGAGCCUUGUGAAAGCAAAUUCCCAUCAUGCAUUGGAAAACCGGACGGAAGUAAUGUAUUCCCCGCCAAGGAAAACACCGGAUAUUACAUCGUCUGCUAUCGUCAAAGGACAGUAGCAAUCGUAUCUUGCAAUCAAGGAGUUUACAGUCAUAGUGAGCGCGCAUGCGUGAGUGAUCCUAAACCCGCGAUCGCGUAGUCUUGUCUGACUGUUUUAAGACUGGGAGAGAAUAUGAACAUUUGUAAAUACUUUGUUAGAGUAUGUGUCUGACUUCUAUUCAUUGUGAGAUGAAGGUCCGUUACAUUGUUUAUAUCGCUGAAUCUGCGCAGAUUCGAUAUCUACAAACCACGAAUUGGAUGGAACGAGAAAGAAUAUCUAAAUUUUAUUUAUGAACUCUGCGAAUGUACUCGGAGACGUUGGCAAUUGGUUUGUAAUGCUCAGUUCGUGUGCACUCUUGCGGAAUUAAACACGUAAUGAUAUGUUCCAGAUUUUUCAUUUAUUUGUAUAUUCAAUACACGAUAAACUCGUUCCUUUAAUGGGAGAGAACUCUUAACUACCUCUAGACUGGAAACUUUGUUUAUAAUAUGUCCAGAGAUGUCAUAUUCUCAUAAUUUUUUUUAAUAAGGAUUUUCCAAUGAGAGCAUAAGUAUUAUGUCCUUUGUCGAGACAAUUACUGCGAGCCUACUCAUUUAAGAAAUAAAAAUCAAAACGCGCACGCUUUGACCAUCAGAAAUCACUUACAAAAUGCAAAUGCUUUUGGAAAAAUAAUCUAAGAAAUAAUCUCCUCUGUAUUCUCAUUGACGGUCUAUAUCCAGCUUUAUUGCUCACUCAUCUACCUGUCAUCUGUAUUUAUUGACCAUCCUGUUAAAUUAUGGUAUCUAAUAAAAAGAAUAAAAACUC
Molecule: messenger RNA, 7273 nt
Organism: Magallana angulata
Lineage: Eukaryota; Metazoa; Mollusca; Bivalvia; Ostreida; Ostreidae
Exons: 24
Coding region: 155-6571 (2138 amino acids)
Cellular component (GO): extracellular region
Molecular function (GO): chitin binding
Source: RefSeq, a predicted model, not a curated record